This is a messenger RNA of Mycetomoellerius zeteki, 1322 nucleotides long. It is a transcript of the gene Theg, whose product is annotated as Testicular haploid expressed gene. Lineage: Eukaryota; Metazoa; Arthropoda; Insecta; Hymenoptera; Formicidae. The transcript has 7 exons. The record is from RefSeq and is a predicted model, not a curated record. The coding region runs from base 305 to 1306 and encodes 333 amino acids.
UGUUCAGUCCCAAUCUCUCUGUCACGCGCUGUCCGAAUCCCACAAAAUUUCCUCGUGGAACGUCCGCUUCAAUGGUGGCGAAAAAAUUACGGCGUUAACCGCGAAAGUGUGUCGAGUUAAUUUUCGGUACAUUUCUCUCCCUCGGGUCUCCGUUAAAUGCACUGUUUUUCCGCUCGGGGAUCGUUAAAGCAACGCGAGUAUAAUUUAAUAAUUAAGCAUACCGGAAACGCUUGCUCAUCGUUGUGCCGAGGGUUGUGGGAAAAACCGACGGGAACGAGAAGCGAAAAAGAGAGGCGGCGAUAAGAUGCCUUCGCAAAGAGUUAAAUACGCUCAAGCUCAUUUAUCGUCCACGGAACACAUCGCGCUAUUAGCGCGUCCUAACUGGAGAAGACUUCGCAGAACUGAUCCAAAUGUCCUGGCGCGUCCAUUUACAGUACGGCGCGCGAUUCUCAGGAGCCGCGCCUCGAGGCGCAUCCGGGUUAUGGCGCAACCGAAAUUCGUAACCAAGAAAUACGAUCCCGCAGCGGCGCCGCCCCCUUACCCGCGCAUUCACCCGAAGACGCUCGCAGCGAAGAGUAGCAAGCGUAUCGUCGAUCUGGCAUUGCCCAAGAGAAGACUUCUGGUGGAGACGAUGAAAUUGGCAGCUACCAAAAACAUGAAGGCAACCGUGAACGAUCUGCUGGUGAAGGUUCGAAAGUCACGGUACCAGCGGUAUCGUGUAUUCUGCAACGCGCGUCAAGAGCGAGAAGCUAGGAAAAAGAGAAAACGAAUGGCGAAACUACGCAGAGCUCUCACAAAACCAGAAGACUGGCAAAGGCACAUGCGGGUCCUGGAAAGACUAGCUGCGCCCAAAGUCGCCGCAAGACCGAAAAGGAGGAAACCCAGUAAGAAGAGGAAGUGGAGGCCGAUCGAUAUGGAGCGAGUGUACUUCUUGGCGUUACCAAUGGUUCGACAUAAGCCCAUGCUGAGAGAUCCAUUCGAGGUGUCUGAGCGUGCACUCACCUAUCGUAUGACCAAGCGAAUAGAGAAACUUGCGACUCGAAAGAAACGUCCGGAGGUUUCAUUCCGAAUACCAGGCGCCGUUUCGCCGGCCGCGACGAAAGCUAGAGCUUCCGAGAGAGUAAUCGCUUUGGCGAAACCCGCCCAACGUCCAGCGGGUAGGGAAACGGAUCUCCGAGAGGAUGCCUUCACCGUGUCGCCGAUGGCGUUAAAGGCGAGAUGCUCCAAGCGUCUCAAAAGUCUCGCCAAACCGAAGACCUAUCCGAAACCCGUAUUCAAGAGAAUGAUAACUGCACUCAAACGAUGAAGCAGCCAAUGGGCGU